Molecule: messenger RNA, 1410 nt
Organism: Eimeria acervulina
Lineage: Eukaryota; Apicomplexa; Conoidasida; Eucoccidiorida; Eimeriidae
Exons: 6
Coding region: 1-1410 (469 amino acids)
Source: RefSeq, a predicted model, not a curated record
AUGCAGUUGUCCCGCCGCUGGUUUCUAGCGGCGGGCUGCUGGCUAAUGGCGUGUUUAGUUGCCCCUGGUGCUCUUCGAGUUGCUGCUGCUGUUGCUGCUGCUGCGACUCCAGUGAAUACUUUUUUGCCUGAGGCUUCCUUGGGCGCAGGAGGGCUAGCAAUUAGCAGCAACUGCAGCAGCGGCGGGAGCAGCAGCAGCAGCAGCAGCAUGCCGCGGGCAGCAACAAAUGCAGCAGCAUCAGCAGCAGCAGCUGCUGCUGCUCUUGCUGCUGUUGCUACGGGCACACUGAGUUUAAGCCCUAAUGAGUCCUGGCAGUCAGCAGCAGCAACAACAAAUGUGGCGCCUGGAGGGAGGGAGAAUUUGCUGAAGGCCUUAGGCGUUGCUGCAGCACCAGCAUCAUCAACAGCAGCAGCAGCCGCAGCAGCAGCGGGCAGCUACGUUGGGGCAACUCGCUCUCGUCUUGCUGCUGCUGAAGGCCUCUGGCGACGGAGAGCGGCAGUGCGUCGUUUGCAGCAGCAGCAGCAGAAGCAGCAGCAGCAAGUGCAUCAGGGCGUGCGUUUCCAUUCGAUGCAGCAGCAGCAGCAGCAGCAGCAGCAGUCGGCCCGCGCUAGUUUAUUUGCACGACGUCUUCCUGCUAGCCUUUUCGGGUGUAUGUACACAAGGGGGCUCUUUGCUGCUGCUGCUGCAGCAGCAGCAAAACAGAAACCGGCGUUGCCGCUGGGGCCCCUCUGGACUAAACGGCUGCAGCAGCAACAAAUGCAAAUGAAAAGAAUUGAUGCUGGUGGGGGUGGAGACUGUUUGUUUUUGUCUGUUGCUUUGGCUUUACGCGAAGAAGGAAGUAAUGUCGAUGCCCAACGACUGAGAGAUAUUGCUGCACUUAAGGUGGCGGGGCUAGCGGAGAAGUUUGAGAAAGGAGAUGAAGAGGAGUUUAUGGAGCGUCUGCGUCUGUUGUCUGUGUUGGAGGAGACAGGAGACUGGGGUGACCAUUGGUCUCCUUCAGCAGUUUUAAAUUCAUCAGACAUUUAUAUAUCAAACGCCGGUGCUUACUUUGAUGUACGUACACCUCAAGGAAAAGCAAAGGCUGUUUACCAUGAGUUGAAGCAGCCAGGCAAUAAUCACUGGGGGACAGCUGCGGAUAUCUGCGCUCUAGAAGAGGCAUUAGAUGUCGGUAUUAUUGUUUUAAAUGACUCAAAUGGAGCAAUUUACCCAACGGGCUGCAAUGUUAAACCCAGAAGCAAAUACAUCUUCCUCUACUUCGUGAACGGGUCUCACUUUCAGUUGGCUGGCGUUGAGGGCCGCGGUGGUUUGAAGUGCCUCUUCAGACCCGAAGAAAUACCUGCUCCUCUCCUCCAGUUUUUUAAGACAGAUACGCGCAAUCACCUUAUCUUUCCUUCUGCUAAGAGGUCUUAG